AUGAGUCACAUGCGCCCGUUCGGAAUACUACCACAAAACAAGACACCUGACUACGAAGUGCGACUCCUUCUCGAACCCGCCGAGAUCCUCACCCCAAGCAUUCAACUUACCAAUGACGUCCAAUCUACCUUCAACAUGCAGCCGAGCGCUACCAAGGAGAGCAUAGAAUUCUUCGACACCCCAACCAAGGAAAUCUUCGAGGCCGGCUGGAGCGUCAGCGCCCGUAAGGUUCAAGGCGAAGACACAAUCGAGUUCAUGUACAAGCAUCACUACCCAAUCACGAACAAUGAUAUUGAUAGCACCCUUACCCAUGCCAACCGGCAUGGCUUCAACAAUGAGCCCACUGGUGACAGUAGGGACUUCAAAGCACAGGUUGAAUGGGGCUACGCAAACAAAGUAUUGUCCAUGGCCAGCAAGAAGAAGCUAGAUGGAUUUCUAGCCGACGAACUAGACUUCCCUCCAGCAGAUAGUAUGCGGCAGAUGCUAAGCACGGAAGUGCCAAAUAAGUUCAGACAUUGGAAGGUUUAUGACUGGGGCACUUAUGCUUUGCAGCGGUCGAUCAUUUAUGGCCCGAUUCUUGUUGAUCGCUACUCCGGCUCGUGGGAUAAUAAGCCGAUCAACCUUGAGGUUUGGUACAUGGUGAAUCCCUCGGCUUCGAGAACUGAUUACAUCGUCGAGGUUUCCUGUAAGACGAACAAUCGUGCCUCGGCCUUGUUUAAGCAGAGGAGACUGGUGGAUGAGUUGAAGAGCAAAGGUUGGUUAGUUGAUGAGGAUCUAAGGAAGACGGAAGCCAUGUUGGAUGCCUACGCGGUUUGA
Molecule: messenger RNA, 816 nt
Organism: Aspergillus welwitschiae
Lineage: Eukaryota; Fungi; Ascomycota; Eurotiomycetes; Eurotiales; Aspergillaceae
Exons: 1
Coding region: 1-816 (271 amino acids)
Source: RefSeq, a predicted model, not a curated record